GUUUUUAUAUAGGAAGACAGUCAUUCCUACACUCAUCGCAGAGAAGCUAGAACGCGCAAUCGCUCGCAGCUCAUUGCCAUGACUUCCUCCGUUCUACCUGAGCAGCCCAUCAUCCGCCCCGCGACGCCAGACGAUGUCGACCAAAUCGCCCCACUCUUCCUCACCUCCCUCGACACCUCCCUCCCGGGAGUGUCCUUCUCCACUCGCCCAGAGUAUGCCCUCCACCUCGUCCGCGCGCACCUGGCCCAGCGGCUCUUCCCUCCGCCUGCAUCAAGCACCUUCGUUCUGAUCUUCCCUUCAUCGGCUAUGCAAACAUCCGAGAGGCAAAGGACAACGAGAUCCCGGAACUCGACAUGCUCUUCGUCAAGCCAGAAAUGGGAGGCAGGGGCUAUGGAGGGAUGCUACUGCGAGAAAUGAUAAAGCCAUCAGGUUCUAUGAAAAGCGAGGGUUUGAGAUAGCCAAUGUCAAGGAGGUCGAUGUGGGAGG
Messenger RNA from Laetiporus sulphureus 93-53, 486 nucleotides. RefSeq lists its product as uncharacterized. The coding region runs from base 79 to 417 and encodes 112 amino acids. NCBI's taxonomy places the organism in Eukaryota, Fungi, Basidiomycota, Agaricomycetes, Polyporales, Laetiporaceae. The transcript has 2 exons. The record is from RefSeq and is a predicted model, not a curated record.